CGUAAAAGAAAAAGAGAAAAACUUGUAGUAGUACAAUGGCAUAGAAAUAGCAUCCAUAAUUCUCAAGUUCACUCUUUCUCCCACAGUCCCGUUUCCAGUACCACUCCUCUGCUACAACAGCAGCAUUCAAGCUGAAGCAGGGCUUUGCUCUUGUUUCUGUUAACAAAACAGAGCCCUGCAUCAGUCAAGAGGACACUCCAACUCGUCCUUUUCUCUUUCUCCCUCCCCACACCUCUCAUUGCCAGUAUCUGUACCUGCUUCGCCUUUUUUCACCGUCUAUCUAACACCAAAACGAACGCAUAACCCCACCCCAUUUCACAUUACCCCAAAACUAAAAACUUUCUUCUUCCACCUUUCUUCUCCAACUCAUUCCCCAUUGAUUCCUCCCAAGCAGAAAAGACCAACAGCAAACGAAAAGAUACAACCCAAAAAAGAAACAAUAACCACAUACUAUACUAUUCCAGCAACCCACCCACAUGGAUCUCCCCUCAUUCCCUUCUUCCACCUCCCCCAUUCUCGUCUUCUCCCUAGCUUUCCUCACCCUUUUCACAGGCGUUCGGGGGACUACAUUCACAUUUGUGAACAAAUGUGAGUACACAGUCUGGCCAGGGGUUUUAGCAAAUGCCGGCAGCCCAAGUCUCGACAGCACCGGGUUCGAGCUCCCAAGUGACGCUUCGCGCUCCUUCAUCGCUCCGACCGGCUGGUCCGGCCGAUUCUGGGGAAGAACGGGCUGCAACUUCGAUGGAUCCGGGUCGGGUUCAUGCGCCACCGGCGACUGCGGGUCUGGCCAGGUGGAAUGCAACGGGGCAGGAGCUGCCCCACCGGCGACGCUGGCUGAGUUCUCCUUGGGGACUGGCGGCCAGGACUUCUAUGACGUCAGCCUCGUGGACGGCUACAAUGUGGCCAUGAUAGUUGAAGGGACGGGCGGGUCGGGAAUGUGCGCUUCGACGGGUUGCGUGACGGAUCUGAACAGGAUCUGCCCGGCUGAGUUGCGGGUGGGGGAUGGAAAUGCUUGUAAAAGCGCCUGUGAGGCCUUUGGGAGUCCAGAGUACUGCUGCAGCGGCGAGUACAACUCACCGUCGUCGUGUAAGCCGUCGGUUUACUCGCAAGUGUUCAAGUCGGCUUGCCCGAGAUCCUACAGCUACGCUUAUGAUGACCCAACUAGUACUUUCACCUGCAGCGGUGCUGAUUAUACGGUCACGUUUUGCCCCUCUAUGCCCAGUCAGAAAUCCUCGAAAGAUCCCACACCAACGACAACGACAUCGACGACAAAUGGUGGCGAUGGGUCAAUGUCAGAAUCAGGUAAUAUGGGGUCACAAACCGGGUCAGGUUCGAUGGUUAUUGACUCUGGCUCGGAGUCGGAUACAGGUUCUCAGGCUAUGCUGGCAGAUGGUUCGUACUUGGCUGGUCUGGCCAUGGGGGCCUCAACCAGGACACUUGCUGCAUCUGUUUUGCACUCCGGGCUAUUAUUUGCCGUCGCUGCACUCAGCCUCUGCUUUCUGCAGUUGUAGGAAGAAAUUAUUAUUGUGUCUUUGCUUUUCUGGGUUUUGGUCUCCCGUGCAUACAUAAUUUUGAUUCAUUGAAAACGGAGGACCAGCAGCAGGGCUUGGUUGGCCGGAAAUGAGAUGGGGUUUUGCACAUUGUUAGUCCUUUUUCUAGGAGUAGUCUCUAUGUAUUUCCCUUUAAAUGUGCAUACGUAAUGUUCUUUUCCUUUGCUAAUUUUAUUAACUUUGUUCCAUUUCUAAAGUUUUGUUGGUAUCAAGUUUGCAAGAGCUGAAGUAUGCUCGUUUGUAGGGUU
Coffea arabica (coffee) is the source of this 1798-nucleotide messenger RNA. Its product is annotated as thaumatin-like protein 1. The record is from RefSeq and is a predicted model, not a curated record. NCBI's taxonomy places the organism in Eukaryota, Viridiplantae, Streptophyta, Magnoliopsida, Gentianales, Rubiaceae.